GUUCAGCAUUCUUGUUUGGAAACCCAUUGUCCUGUCUAGCCCUUUAAAAGUGGCUUGCAUCGCAAUGUGGUGGCCUAUCAUUCCCUGCUUCAGCGCCCCUCAGAGAGUUCUCGAAACGCGCUCGUUAUCCUAAGUUCCUAACCCGCCGACUGGUCAACAAUUCAGUAUGACGACAAGCAGCCAUAAUCUCUCCAACCAAUACCAUGCACCAUCCACGUUCGAACAAAUGGUUCUCUCUAAAUACGACGAUCUUUCGUCGUAUCAGCGCCCACGCACCUUGCUCGCUCUUCUCCGGACCAACGACGUUCCAAAUCCAAUGGAGGUCGGCAUUCUGAAAGGAUCAUUGUUCCACGUCCAAAACGACAUUCGCCGGAUCGUCGCCGACCUCGAUCGCUUAUCCUACGGCGACGCGGACGUGCUCAGUCGCGACACUUGUCGUCAACUCCACAAUAGACUUGCACUCUUGGAAGAGAUUGAAUACGACCAUCGUGUACCAUUACUUCUCAUCCGUCGCAUUCCCCCUGAAAUUCUCAGGGAGAUAUUCUUGUACACCGCUGGCUUCUUCAGUGAUAUCUUCAAUGCGGGCAGCGAACCUUGGGUCAUCGGGCAAGUGUCCAGGUCGUGGAGAUCUGUGUGCAUUUUUAUGUGUCCUGGCCUAUGGUCAAGGAUAGAGAUUCGUUCUUCCGAUGACCAGUGCGUGCGUAAGAAAGACCCUAUGGCAUUGCUCCGGAUGGUGUUGUCUCGCUCACGUCAGCACAGGCUAGACAUUAGAGUGACCUCGUCUAUUGGAUCGACAAUGUGGGAAGAGCUGAUUGCCACCGCCGAACGCUGGACGAAUAUCUAUCUUACCAGUAUUGGUCUACAAGAGGUGGGGUACCUUUCCCAUGUCCGCGGGCGCCUCGGGAGGCUUGAAGAAUGUCAUCUGGAAUAUUCUUGCGAAGGCUUAGAUUUCAUCGAUGCCUUCGAUUAUACACCCGCACUCAAGAAGAUAAAAGUGUUCGGUCUAGAUCUCAAUACCCUCUUUCACAUUACAUCUGCCAACCUUGAGCUCUUUGUCGACGACAGGGACGUCUGGUCAGCGUCCGCGUCAAUCCAUGACCAUCAUCUAAAGCUCCUCCAAGAUUCGCCCAACUUGAAGGUCUUCUAUGCCCCUUACCGUUGUCCUGCAGGCCGGACUGUCUUCCCACGUAUCACCAAACCUUCGUUAUCAGAAUUGACAGUCUGCGACAACUCUCUUAUCCGCAGCCUCUCGCUUCCACAACUCACGGAUGUCGCCCUGUUCAACGACUGUUGGGUGAAUCCCAUCGACUGCCUCGCCUCUUUCCAGGACCUGCUGAUUCAGUCCCAUUGCAACACUCUGACCACACUGCAGAUAUCUGAUAUCAUUCUCCACCCAGAAAAUCUCCUUCGAAUUUUCGAAUUAAGCCCCGCUCUUGUCUCUUUCUAUUAUCAGACUCAUGAAUGGUCCGCUCAAAAUGACGAUAUCUUGAAGAUUCUCUUCCGCAGAUUGUCCGAUUCGCAGGCACUCGUCCCCCAUCUGAAGGACGUUGUUCUUGAACUGACCCUCUUCAGCGAGACCGACGUUCAUUGUGCCAGCCGUAAGAUGGUAGACAUGAUGGUGGCACGCCUCGGGUUGUCCCUGCAAAAGUUCCAUCUCACUGCUACGGUGCCGGAUGAGGGGUUUUGUAAUUUAGGUGAAGAUGAUUUUGAACGGCUGAGAACUAUGAAGAUGGAGGGUUUUGAUGUGGUCAUCAGUUCUUGUGGCUCCGACAUCGACGAAGAAAGACACGUUUAUGUAUAAUCUGGCUGUCCUUACAUCUGCG
This is a messenger RNA of Guyanagaster necrorhizus, 1823 nucleotides long. RefSeq lists its product as uncharacterized. The transcript is spliced from 2 exons. Bases 167 to 1801 code for a protein of 544 amino acids. Lineage: Eukaryota; Fungi; Basidiomycota; Agaricomycetes; Agaricales; Physalacriaceae. The record is from RefSeq and is a predicted model, not a curated record.